UCCACAAAUGUACACACAUCAAACACCAAAGUUGAUUAAUAUCUCUAAACUAUAACUCCAUUAGCCUCUCUCAGUCUCAAACAUAUAUACUUUGACUAGCUAGGCAUGGUUGAGCUUCGGUUAAGCAUAAGGGCUCUGCAAUUGCCAACACUAUUGAUUCUGUGUUUCUUCCUCAUUUUGGGGAAUUUUCACAAAGCUGAGGCCAGAAUUAGACAUCACAAAUGGGAGGUAAAGUAUGAGUUUAGGUCCCCUGAUUGCUUUAAGAAGCUGGUUAUUACAAUCAAUGGCAAAACUCCAGGACCCACCAUCCAGGCACAGGAGGGUGAUACCAUUGUAGUUCAAGUUAACAAUAGUUUAGUGACAGAAAACCUUUCCAUCCACUGGCACGGGAUAAGACAGAUUGGAACUCCUUGGUUUGAUGGAACAGAAGGGGUAACUCAGUGUCCCAUAUUGCCUGGAGACACAUUUAUUUAUCAGUUUGUUGUAGACAGGCCUGGUACAUAUCUUUACCACGCACACUAUGGAAUGCAAAGAGAAGCGGGGCUAUAUGGGAUGAUUCGCGUGGCACCCCGUGACCCUGAACCCUUUGCUUAUGACCUUGACCGUAGCAUUAUCCUCAACGAUUGGUACCACAAGAGCACUUAUGAACAAGCUGCUGGAUUGUCUUCAAUUCCCUUUCAAUGGGUGGGAGAACCUCAGUCACUUCUGAUUCAUGGAAAAGGAAGAUUCAACUGCUCUAAAUCCCCAAGCGUAAGCACUGAUGUUUGUGACACAUCAAACCCUCAAUGCUCUCCCUUUGUACAAACUGUGAUCCCGGGAAAAACAUACCGACUCAGAAUUGCUAGCUUGACUGCUUUAUCAGCACUUAGCUUCGAAAUUGAGGGCCAUAACAUGACAGUGGUUGAAGCAGAUGGUCACUAUGUAGAGCCAUUUGAGGUCAAAAACCUCUUCAUAUACUCAGGUGAGACCUACUCGGUUCUAGUGAAAACCGAUCAAGACCCAUCAAGGAACUAUUGGAUCACCUCAAACGUGGUAAGCAGAAACAGAACCACCCCACCCGGGUUGGGCAUGUUCAACUACUACCCCAACCACCCUAAACGUUCUCCUCCAACGGUUCCACCUUCUCCUCCUGCUUGGGACGACGUUGAGCCAAGGCUGGCACAAAGCCUCUCCAUCAAGGCACGCCAAGGGUACAUACUCAAACCCCCGACAACCUCGGACAGAGUCAUAGUACUCCUCAACACGCAGAACAACAUAAGCGAAUACCGGCAUUGGUCUGUGAACAAUGUCUCUUUCACACUCCCUCACACCCCUUACCUCAUUUCCCUCAAAGAGAACAUAACCGGUGCGUUUGACCCCACUCCACCCCCUGAUGGCUAUGACUUUGCAAACUAUGACAUUUUCAGUGUGGCUAGUAACGCGAAUGCAACUUCUAGCAGUGGCAUUUAUAGGCUCAAGUUCAACACAACGGUGGAUAUUAUACUUCAAAACGCCAACACUAUGAACAAAAACAAUAGCGAGACACACCCGUGGCACCUUCAUGGGCACGAUUUUUGGGUUCUUGGGUAUGGGAAGGGAAAGUUUGACGUGAACAAUGACACCAAAAAGUAUAAUUUGGAGAACCCCAUUAUGAAGAACACGGUUCCGGUGCACCCCUUUGGUUGGACCGCAUUGAGGUUUAGGACGGAUAAUCCUGGAGUGUGGGCUUUUCAUUGCCAUAUAGAGUCUCACUUCUAUAUGGGGAUGGGAGUGGUUUUUGAAGAAGGGAUAGAGAGGGUUGGGAAGUUGCCUUCAUCUAUCAUGGGUUGUGGUCAAACAAGAGGUUUUCAUAGGCCAUAAUUAAACAUUCUUUAUUCUUUUUUCUUUCUUUCUUUCUUUCAAUUUCUUCGCAAAUUGGUUUGUACUCAGUUUAAUUCAAUUCUUUUUGCAAUGUGUCCAAAAGAACUAUCGUGACAUGUAUUUUUUUAACGAAAAAUGUGCAAGUAUUAUACAAAUUGUGCUUUCAUUAGGUUGUAAAUUGUAAUUGUGUCAGUAAUUCCUUGAUUAUAGCAGUUGAGAAAUUAUUAGA
Glycine soja is the source of this 2068-nucleotide messenger RNA. Its product is annotated as L-ascorbate oxidase-like. Bases 106 to 1839 code for a protein of 577 amino acids. Lineage: Eukaryota; Viridiplantae; Streptophyta; Magnoliopsida; Fabales; Fabaceae. The record is from RefSeq and is a predicted model, not a curated record. Gene Ontology annotation, molecular function: oxidoreductase activity; copper ion binding. Gene Ontology annotation, cellular component: extracellular region. The transcript has 5 exons.